Molecule: messenger RNA, 3364 nt
Organism: Egretta garzetta (little egret)
Lineage: Eukaryota; Metazoa; Chordata; Aves; Pelecaniformes; Ardeidae
Product: anoctamin-5
Exons: 22
Coding region: 1-3105 (1034 amino acids)
Biological process (GO): chloride transmembrane transport
Cellular component (GO): plasma membrane
Molecular function (GO): chloride channel activity; protein dimerization activity
Source: RefSeq, a predicted model, not a curated record
AUGGCACUGAGGGAGGGCGCAGCCCCGGGGCAGGCGCCUGGGAGAUGGGGGUUGAUCCCGGGUGACUCCUGGCGCCUCCCGAGUCUGCCUUCUUACCCUCCGGCCUCCACUGGAAACAGCGAACAACAAAGGCGCGUGCACGAGCCUGAUCGUGCUUCGAUUAGGUCUUCACUGCCCCUAAAUAAACCUUGGAAAAAAAAACCCGGUUCGUACGUCAGCGCGCCGCUCAGAACCAAUGCUGGAGGUAGCCCCUUAAUUUUUAUUUUUAAACGCACUUCAGACGCCAGGGUUGCCUUCGCCGACCAGCAAACCCUCAGCCUGGCGGGUGCGAUGAGCUGCUGUCCGCCGGUAGCCCGGACGGUCGGACCGGGCCACCCCGCUUCGGAAGGCCUCCGAGUGCGGCCGGUGGGGUUUGUGUCGGGGCCUGGCUUUCUUGCGGUAGCCAGGUUACGGUUUCCGAUUCGUGUCGGGGAAGAUUGCAAUGGACCUUUAUGUGAAACUAUUUCAACUACAGGAUCAGAAGUCCCAAGCAGCUCUGAGAUUGAUAAAAGACAUCAAAGCAAAGAUUCUAUUUUCUUCAGGGAUGGUGUCAGGAGAAUUGAUUUUGUUCUCUCCUAUGUGGAUGAUCUUAAUAAGGAAUGGGAAAAAAAGUUGGAAAGAAGAAAAGAAUUUGAGAGCAAUCUGCAAAAAGCUGGUUUGGAACUAGAAACGGAAGAUAAAAAGGAAUCUGAAGACGGCAAGAUUUAUUUUGUGAAGAUCCAUGCCCCGUGGGAGGUUCUGAUCACGUAUGCAGAAGUGCUGAACAUUAAAGUUCCUAUCAAGGAAAAUGACAUUCCCUCAACAGUGGAGAACCCCCUGGACUGUAUGCUUGCACCGCUCAGGCUUCCUGAGAAGGUCAUGCACCCUGAACCGGAUUAUUUCACGGCUCCAUUCAGCAAGGAUAAGCAGGAGCUGUACCUCAUUAAUGACGAGAGCACUUUCUUCUCACCAUCCAUGAGAAACAGAAUAGUUAAUUAUAUUCUUACACGUUGCCCUUAUGGAACGGAAGAAGGGAAGAAGAAAUUUGGGAUUAAGAGACUGCUAAAUAAUGGCACCUAUUCAGCUGCAUAUCCUCUUCAUGAUUGCCAGUACUGGAAGAAGGCAAAUGAUCCAAACUGUGACAACGAGAGAUACACGCUGUACAUGGAGUGGGCCCGUUUCUUGCGGUUCUACAAAGAACAGCCUUUGGACCUCAUCAGGAAGUACUAUGGUGAGAAGAUUGGAAUCUAUUUUGCCUGGCUAGGAUUUUACACUGAGAUGUUAUUCCUUGCAGCAGUUGUUGGCUUAAUCUGUUUUCUUUAUGGCUUGUUUACAAUGGAUGAAAAUAUGAGCAGCAAAGAAAUCUGUGACCCUGCAAUUGGAGGAGAGAUCAUCAUGUGCCCUCUUUGUGACCGAGAGUGUGAGUACUGGAGACUAAACACCACCUGUCAGUCCUCAGAGUAUUCCCAUUUGUUUGACAACGUGGCAACUCUCUUUUUUGCCAUUUUCAUGGGCAUAUGGGUUACACUUUUCUUGGAGUUUUGGAAGAGACGACAAGCUAGGCUGAAAUAUGAGUGGGACUUGGUUGAUUUUGAAGAGGAACAGCAACAACUCCAGCUGAGGCCUGAGUACGAGGCAAAAUGUACCCAAAAGAAGAAGAAUCCUGUAACUCAGGAGAUGGAGCCUUAUUUGCCUGUAACUAGCCAGGCUGUGCGGUUCUGCAUCUCGGGAACUACAGUGUUGUUCUGGGUCUCUCUGAUUAUAGCUAGCAUGAUAGCUGUGAUCGUGUAUCGUCUUGCGGUGUAUGCUGCCUUUGCCAGCCUGAUGGAGAACACCCAAAGCUUACAGCCCAUCAGCGGACUACUGACCCCUCAGCUGGCAACUUCAGUCACAGCCUCAUGCCUGAAUUUUGUCAUCAUCAUGAUACUGAAUUUCUUAUAUGAGAGGAUAGCCAUCUGGAUUACAGAUAUGGAGAUCCCCAGAACUCAUAUGGAGUAUGAGAACAGGCUGACUAUGAAAAUGUUUCUGUUCCAGUUUGUCAACUACUAUUCAUCCUGCUUCUACGUGGCCUUCUUCAAAGGGAAGUUUGUUGGUUACCCAGGUGCCUACACAUACAUGUUCAAUCGCUGGCGAAAUGAAGAGUGUGAUCCUGCAGGCUGUUUGAUAGAACUGACGACACAGCUCACCAUAGUCAUGGCUGGCAAACAGAUCUGGGGAAAUAUCCAAGAGGCCAUUGUACCCUGGAUUUGUAACUGGUGGGGACGCCGGAAAGCCAGAAGUAAUCCAGAAAAUUUAUACAGUCGCUGGGAGCAAGACCAUGAUCUGCAGACAUUUGGAGCCUUAGGCCUGUUCUAUGAAUAUCUAGAAAUGGUCAUUCAGUUUGGAUUCAUUACUCUCUUCGUGGCAUCCUUUCCCCUGGCUCCCCUCCUUGCUCUGAUGAAUAAUAUCCUGGAGAUUCGAGUAGACUCCUGGAAGUUAACCACUCAGUACAGGAGACCUGUGGCUGCGAAAGCACAUAGCAUAGGAGUUUGGCAAGAAAUCCUGAACGGAAUGGCCAUCUUGUCUGUUGUCACUAAUGCUUUUAUUGUUGCAUUCACAUCGGAUAUGAUUCCUCGUUUAGUUUACUACUAUGCUUAUUCUGAAAGUGAAGACUCUCCUAUGUCUGGAUACAUAAACAAUAGUUUGUCAGUGUUUCAAAUCUCAGAUUUUCCUGACAGAAACAGGCCUAAACUGAACCCAGAAAACUUUGUCAUAUGCAGGUACAGAGACUAUCGAUAUCCUCCAGAUCAUGAGCGGAGAUACGUACACACUAUGCAGUUCUGGCACAUUCUUGCUGCAAAACUGGCCUUUAUAAUUAUUAUGGAGCAUGUUGUAUUCAUCGUCAAAUUCUUUGUAGCAUGGAUGAUUCCUGAUGUCCCUGCAGACGUGAAAGCCAAAAUAAAACGUGAAAAGUAUUUAACACAGAAAAUCCUACAUGAAUAUGAACUUGAAAAAUUGAAGGAAAGACUGUGUCAAGGUGAUAAACGAGCCACGGAAAAGGAGUUCAUCGCCACGGAAGGGAGAAUGGAGUUAUCCAGAGCGAUGUAGCUGAAAAAACAACUGCUUGGGAUUUAGCUCAUUUUAGCUUUUUUAUAUCUGUGAUUUGCUCAGUAUGCAUCGUCUUGAAAGCUUAGGACAGUUUCAACCCUUCGCUUUCACUCCAAAGAUUUUAGACUUUUCUUUAAAAGUCUUACUGAGCAUUCUAGGUUUAGUCAAUCUAUUUAACUGUAUGACUUCGGCACUGUUUUGUAUUUACCCGUCACUUUGAAUAAUAAGUGUAAUCUUGUAAUCCUAGAAUUUGGAUUCC